AUGUUAGAUCAAUGCGCUAAAAUAUUCAAAAAUAGUGGAAAGUUCGAAUGAAGGAAUUUUCUAUUCAAAAGUAGUCCAUCGCGAAGAACAUAGUUUUUAGAAUCACGAGUGAACGACACUCACGAAUAUUUUUUACCAAUUUUGAAGGUUACUGGCAAGCAUUCGUCUCGCGUGAUUUCAGCUUUAAAAACUUGUCGUUUUGCACGAGGAAUAUUCCCGUGGCAGAGACGUUGUAUAAUAAUUCUCGUGGUUUUUCCAGGUUGAGACAAGACAAGGGCGGCGGCGCUUGGUGCCCGAAAAAUAUGGUCACGAAGGAGGGCAAGGAGUACCUCGAGAUGAAUCUGCAUAGUCCGCGUAUACUAACGUCGACCAGAACCCAGGGCAGGUUCGGGAACGGCCACGGGGUCGAGUACACCGAAGAGUACUUCGUCGAAUAUUGGCGACCGGGGUUCAACAAGUGGGUGCGAUGGAGAAAUCGACGUGGCAUGGAGGUACGUACACACUACCUUCUGGCUGCUCGCCUGCCGAUCGAUUCGAAAGCGUUCGUACUCUCUUUUUUACGUUUCUCUCUCUCUCUCUCUCUUUUUCUCUUUUUCUACGUUUUCUUCCUGCCUCGAACUCGCGACCAUUCGACUGUCUCUUUUAUCGUCGUUAAAGAACACGACGUUCUAGGAAACGCGCGGAAUCCAUUUGAAAUUUAUCGAAUCGAUUACGCGUUCGGUUGCGCUCGCAACGAUGUCUCGUCAUGCAAUCUUGCUGGUAUGUUGAUUUUGAAGAGUUUGUUUGUAGGAAGGAGAUUGUAUUGGGAAAGGUUUUAAAUGA
This is a messenger RNA of Heterotrigona itama, 822 nucleotides long. NCBI's taxonomy places the organism in Eukaryota, Metazoa, Arthropoda, Insecta, Hymenoptera, Apidae. The record is from the annotation of a GenBank genome assembly.